This is a messenger RNA of Verticillium alfalfae VaMs.102, 831 nucleotides long. RefSeq lists its product with no specific name. Bases 1 to 831 code for a protein of 276 amino acids. NCBI's taxonomy places the organism in Eukaryota, Fungi, Ascomycota, Sordariomycetes, Glomerellales, Plectosphaerellaceae. The record is from RefSeq and is a predicted model, not a curated record. The transcript has 3 exons.
AUGCCCGCAGCUCAGGCUGAACUCACAAGCGCCUUCGCAAGCGUUGACCAACCUACAAUUGCGAGUCCCAAAGAACUCAGUGUCGAUACCGCGCGAGGGUCUAAUAAUCCGACGGCAUCAUUCAUCCUCGUCCUCAGAAACGCAACCCAUUGUGAGAAGAAGGGCAGGCGGGAAAAGGCGGACAUGAUCCAAAUGCCCCCUCUGGCGGCGGUUUUCGUCGCGGACUUGAUCGACGUUGAUUCGACAGCUGCCUCCAAUCCGCUGACCAUCUCCAACCCCAAGACCAGAUCUGCGUUAGCCCAGAUUCAGGCUUGGACGACCCCUUUUGUCCGCCACGAAAUCUUGGUAGCCCGCGUCGCCCGCCCCCUAUCGCUUGUCGCCCAUCAUCUGCCAGCCAUGCACAAGGCCAGAGUAGGAUGGACCUGCAGACAGGCCACUGCAAAGCUCAGGUCAGACUGCAAUGGGGACCGUGUCCAUCAAUCUGAACGCGGUCCACAGUCAUCCGUGGUCCAUCUCGAUCAGAGUGGCUGGUCCCCGCAAUCAGAUGAACCCACUGCCGAGUUGGAGACCGCCCACUUCUUUUGCCAGGGCAGUUGGCGCAAGUCAGGCACUCGGAAUGGAUUGACUCUAGGUCUGAGGGGAGCGGGAGAUGACGAGGGGGAGACCACGUAUUCGCGCGUGGCGUCGGAUCAAAUCUCUAGCACUACAGCGAAGGAUGACGACGAUGGAGAUUAUGGGAAUGACAGGCUAUGCCUUGGUUUCUGGUCUCUCGCGCCGCUCAGUCGCGCCGGGCGCGUGAUUUCUCAUCACUUGCCAAAGCCCACAAGAUAA